This is a messenger RNA of Vanderwaltozyma polyspora DSM 70294, 2394 nucleotides long. RefSeq names its product chaperone ATPase HSP78 (gene HSP78). NCBI's taxonomy places the organism in Eukaryota, Fungi, Ascomycota, Saccharomycetes, Saccharomycetales, Saccharomycetaceae. Gene Ontology annotation, cellular component: cytoplasm; mitochondrial matrix. Bases 1 to 2394 code for a protein of 797 amino acids. The record is from RefSeq and is a predicted model, not a curated record. Gene Ontology annotation, molecular function: ATP binding; ATP hydrolysis activity. Gene Ontology annotation, biological process: cellular response to heat. The transcript has a single exon.
AUGUUAAGACAAGCUGCUAAAAGAUCUGUGCCCUUCAAGGGUCAUUUCAAUUCACUUUCAAGACAAUCUUACACCAGAGUUGGACAAAUCGGUUCAUCAAUAGCAACAAGAAAUUCAUUCUCAAUUCUCAAUCACAUCAACGGUAAAAUUAACAAUGCAAAUUCAAUUAGAAGUUUCCAUUCUUCAAAUAAUUUACUGAUUCAAAUGAGAAUGAACCCAAACCAACAAAAGGAUAAUGAGCCAGCACUGGAACAAUUCGGUACAAAUUUAACAAAACUAGCUAAAGAAGGCAAAUUAGACCCUGUAAUCGGUAGAGAUGAAGAAAUUUCAAGGGCUAUUCAAAUCCUAUCAAGAAGAACAAAAAAUAAUCCUGUUUUAAUCGGCAGAGCAGGUGUCGGUAAAACUUCAUUGAUCGAUGGGUUAGCUCAAAGAAUUGUAUCAGGUGAAGUCCCAGACUCUUUAAAGGACAAACAAUUAAUUGCGUUGGAUUUAGGUUCCUUAAUUGCUGGUGCAAAAUAUAGAGGUGAAUUUGAAGAAAGAUUGAAAAAUGUAUUGAAAGAAAUUGAUGAUUCAAAUGGAGAAGUCAUCGUGUUUAUCGACGAAGUUCACAUGUUAUUAGGUUUAGGUAAAACAGAUGGUAGUAUGGACGCUUCCAAUAUCUUGAAGCCGAAAUUAGCAAAAGGUUUGCGUUGUAUUUCUGCCACCACAAUCGAUGAAUUUAAGAUUAUUGAAAAAGAUCCAGCUUUGACAAGAAGAUUCCAACCAAUUAUCUUGAAUGAACCUUCUGUUACAGAUACCAUUUCAAUUCUAAGAGGUUUAAAGGAAAGAUAUGAAGUUCACCACGGUGUAAGAAUUACAGAUGCUGCAUUGGUUUCAGCUGCUGUUUUAUCUAACCGUUACUUGACAGAAAGAUUUUUGCCUGAUAAAGCAAUUGAUCUAGUAGAUGAAGCUUGUGCAGUUCUAAGACUGCAACAUGAGUCUAAACCUGAUGAAAUUCAAAAAUUGGAUCGUGCUAUAAUGAAAAUUCAAAUUGAACUAGAAUCAUUAAAAAAGGAAACUGAUCCUAUAUCUGUAGAAAGAAGAGAUAAAUUAGAUGAAGAAUUAAAUUUAAAAAACGAAGAGUUGAACCGUCUAACUAAAGUCUGGGAUGCUGAAAGGGCUGAAAUUGAAUCUAUUAAGAAUGCAAAAGCUGAUCUGGAACAGGCCAGAAUCGAAUUAGAAAAAUCUCAAAGAGAAGGUGACUAUACAAAAGCUUCUGAAUUGAGAUAUUCAAAAAUCCCUGAGUUGGAGAGAAAAGUCUCCUUAAGUGAAAAUAAAAACAAAGAAGAUAGUGAAAGUCAAGUCUUGCUACAUGAUUCUGUCACUUCUGAUGAUAUCUCGAAAGUCGUUAGUAAGAUGACAGGCAUUCCUUCAGAUACAGUAAUGAAAGGAGAUAAAGACCGUUUGCUGUAUAUGGAAAAGACUUUGCAGGAAAGAGUUGUUGGUCAAGAUGAGGCCAUAUCAGCUGUAUCAGAUGCUGUCAGAUUACAAAGGGCCGGUUUAACAAGUGAAAAAAGACCAAUUGCCAGUUUCAUGUUUCUAGGUCCAACUGGUACUGGUAAGACAGAAUUAACGAAAGCUUUAGCUGAAUUUUUAUUCGAUAACGAAUCCAAUAUUACAAGAUUCGAUAUGUCUGAAUUUCAAGAAAAACACACUGUUUCACGUUUAAUUGGUGCCCCGCCAGGAUAUGUAUUAAGUGAAUCAGGUGGUCAGUUGACAGAAGCUGUAAGGAGAAAGCCUUAUUCUAUAGUUUUGUUUGAUGAAUUUGAAAAAGCUCAUCCAGAUGUCUGCAAGAUUUUAUUACAGGUUUUAGAUGAAGGUAAACUAACAGAUUCAUUGGGUCAUCAUGUUGAUUUCCGUAACACUAUUAUAGUCAUGACUUCCAACAUCGGUCAAGAUAUAUUGUUAUCAGACAAAGAAACGUCUGAUGAUGGUAAAAUCAACAAAAAUACUAGAGACAGAGUGAUCAAUGCUAUGAAGAAAUCUUAUCCACCUGAAUUUAUCAACCGUAUUGAUGAGAUGAUUGUUUUCAACAGAUUAUCCAAGAGUGUCCUAAGGUCAAUUGUCGACAUUAGAAUUAAAGAAAUCCAAGAAAGAUUAAUAGAGAAGAGAAUAACUUUGAAACUAACCGAUGAAGCUAAGAUAUGGCUGACUGAAAACGGGUAUGACGCAAUGUACGGUGCCAGACCAUUGAAUAGAUUGAUUCAUAAACAAAUCCUAAAUCCAAUGGCAACAUAUAUGUUAAAAGGUCAAAUCUUGAAUGGUGAAGAUGUCAAUGUCAUUGUUGAGAAGAACAAAUUGAUAGUCAAGCCAAAUCAUGAAGAGGGAGAAACAAAACCAGAAAAACAAACCUAG